AUGGACAGCGUUACCAUGUCUCGCGAAAAAGCUACCCACGAACAGCAGUGCAUUUCCCAAACCACUCAUUUUUUGCUCCAUGGCUGCCAUCCUGCUAUUCUGCUGACUGCAGAGACCGAGCGAAAGGUUGCGACGCUUCUCUCCGGCGGUGGUAAUGCCUCGGACUCAUCGGAGCUUCUUGACCACAUCUGUGCACUUAAGGAAGAAGUCCGCCUUCUUCAGAUCUCCGAGGAGGUUCCCGAAGCUCUCGUCGCUCAACAACAGAGGAUCCUCUCGCGGGCUGCGGAGUCGCUGGCAGCCCGUCGCCAGCAGAUUUCUUUAUCUCGGCCUUUUAGUUUCAAACGUGGGGCUCGCGUUGAUUCUGAAGCAGUUCAGGAAAUUGCCGUCCGGAGCGAGGCAACAGAAAUAAAGACUGACUGUCCUGCGGAAAACACUGCAGGCCCCAACGUUCAAGACACAACGAAUACCCCGCGCGAUGUUCUGAGCAUUUCGAAUCUCACCAGUCGUGUGAUCCUGGUUGCACCCGGGGUGGCAGGUGGACGAGAAGUUUGGCUCAAAAAUCUGGACGGCUGUACGGUGUACAUCGUUGAUCGAGUGCCUUGUGCCAGGCUUCAAAAUAUUCGCCACUCCGCUGUUAUAACCACUGGAGCAGUUUUUGCCCCGUCCAUUUUCUUUAUGCUUAUGGAGGGCAUCAAUAUACAAAUUCUGCCACAUAGUAACGCGUGGAGGGAUGUGAAGGAUUUCGACUGGAUUAAACGUCAGGCAAGUGCCAUCCUGCAUUUCUGA
This is a messenger RNA of Eimeria necatrix, 786 nucleotides long. RefSeq lists its product as hypothetical. The record is from RefSeq and is a predicted model, not a curated record. NCBI's taxonomy places the organism in Eukaryota, Apicomplexa, Conoidasida, Eucoccidiorida, Eimeriidae. The transcript has 7 exons. Bases 1 to 786 code for a protein of 261 amino acids.